Messenger RNA from Heterotrigona itama, 3588 nucleotides. NCBI's taxonomy places the organism in Eukaryota, Metazoa, Arthropoda, Insecta, Hymenoptera, Apidae. The record is from the annotation of a GenBank genome assembly.
CAACUUAUAAAGCUUCCACUCUUAAAAAUUUGUUUCAUUGUAUUUUGUAAAAUUUUCUCCCUUUUGACCGGUAGCGAUGGUCCAUGGACAAAUUUAUACACAGGGUCACCUUGAAGUGUUACUUACAUUCAAGUGAAGUAGGAAGUCUUACUGUACUUCAGAUCUGUCGUUAUUUUUUAAAUAUAUUUAAAAAAAUAAAAAUAUGGGAGGAAGAUGGUCAAACAUGGAUCCUUCAGAAGUCGAUGUUCCAGAAAUAAAUACUUUAUUGGAAAGAGAUCCUUAUCUAAAACCUUAUGAACAUGAGAUUCGCAAAAGGUAUGCAUUAUUUAAAGAUUAUGUAGAAAAAAUAGAAACAAGUGAUCGUACUUUGGAUAAAUUUUCAAGAAGUUACAAAAGUUUUGGAAUUCAUGUAAAUGAAGACAAUAGUGUUACUGCAAGAGAAUGGGCACCUGGUGCACAGGAAUUAUUUUUAACAGGGGAAUUUAAUAAUUGGAACAAAACAGCAAAUUCAUAUAAAAAAUUAGAUUAUGGAAAAUGGGAAUUACAUUUACCACCUAAUGCUGAUGGUACUUGCCCUAUAAAGCAUCUUUCAGAAGUCAAAAUAAUUGUAAAAGAUCAUAAUAAUGGAUUAUUGGAAAGACUGAGUCCUUGGGCUACAUAUGUUACACAAAAUCGUUCAGAAAGUGUUACAUAUAAACAACGUUUAUGGUACCCAUUACCUGAAAAUGUUUACAAAUUUAAAUAUCCCAAACCAAAAAAACCAGAAAGUCUCAGAAUUUAUGAAUGUCAUGUUGGUAUUGCCACUCAAGAAUUAAAAAUUGGCACAUAUUUAGAAUUUGCAGAAAAAAUAAUUCCUCGUAUUGUAAAACAAGGCUAUAAUACUAUACAAUUGAUGGCUAUUAUGGAACAUGCUUAUUAUGCAAGUUUUGGAUAUCAGGUGACUUCAUUUUAUGCUGUCUCAUCUCGUUAUGGCACACCAGAAGAAUUGAAACAUUUAAUAGAUUCAGCCCAUCAACAUGGUUUAUAUGUUUUAUUGGAUAUAGUGCAUUCACAUGCAUCAAAGAAUACAUUAGAUGGAUUAAAUGUGUUCGAUGGUACUGAUGCUUGUUUCUUCCACACUGGUAAUCGUGGUCAACACCCACUUUGGGACAGCAGACUUUUUAAUUAUGGAGAAUACGAAGUGUUGCGAUUUUUAUUAUCUAAUUUACGUUGGUAUAUUGAAGAAUAUAAUUUUGAUGGAUUUAGAUUUGAUGGGGUUACAUCAAUGUUAUAUCACUCAAGAGGAUUUGGCCAAGGUUUUAGUGGCCAUUAUGACGAAUAUUAUGGUCUUAAUGUUGAUGUUGAAGGUGUAGUAUAUUUAAUGCUUGCAAAUCAUAUGUUGCAUUAUUUAUAUCCAGAAAUUAUUACGAUAGCUGAAGAUGUCAGUGGAAUGCCUGGAGUUUGCAGGCCAAUCUCUGAAGGUGGUUUAGGAUUUGAUUAUCGAUUAGCUAUGGCUAUUCCUGAUAAAUGGAUUAAACUUUUAAAAGAGGUAAAAGAUGAAGAUUGGAAAGUUGGAGAUAUUUGUUGGACAUUAACGAAUCGAAGAUGGAUGGAAAAAGCAGUAGCUUAUUCAGAAUCUCAUGAUCAGGCUCUUGUAGGUGAUAAAACAAUUGCAUUUUGGCUGAUGGACAAAGAAAUGUAUACACAUAUGAGUACACUGAGUCCAUCUAGCCCGAUUAUAAGUCGCGGAAUUGCUCUUCAUAAUCUCAUUAUGUUAAUCACACAUGCAUUAGGAGGCGAAGCUUAUUUAAAUUUUAUGGGUAAUGAAUUUGGUCAUCCUGAAUGGUUGGAUUUUCCACGAGCUGGUAACGCAGAUAGUUACCAUUAUGCUAGGAGGCAGUGGAAUUUAGUAGAUGACGAGUUACUAAAAUACAAAUUUAUGAACAAUUGGGAUAGAGCUGUAAAUACUCUUGAAGAAAAAUAUGGAUGGCUACAUGCUCAGCCUUCAUUUCCUGAUUAUACUAUUGGAGUAAAAACUACAGGAACAUAUAAAAUUCUUUUAUGCAGUGAUGACAAAGAUUUUGGUGGAGAAAGCCGUGUUGAUACUAAUGUACAACAUUUUACCAAACCAGAACCAUAUUCCGAUUAUUCAAAUAGUAUGAUGAUUUACAUUCCUUGUCGUACAGCUAUUAUUUAUAUUCGAGAAACUUAAGUGCUUUUAUCAUAAGCUUUUGUCUUGUAGACAUGGACAAAAGAAUUGAUUUUAGAAUGCUAUGUAUAAAUAAACUGUUAUUUUUCCUACCAAAGUUUAGAAGAAUAUGUAGUAUUAAGUAAAAGAAAAUUAAGUAGUAUAAUACAUAAUAUAUAUAUAAAAUUUAAAACUUUGUAAAGAAUACCAAAUUAUUUAAAAAAGAAGUACAAACAAGAUAUUCGUGAUAUUUUAAAAUAGAAAUUAUCAGGAAAAUAGAACAUAUCAAGAAAAAUCAUAUUCAAAAAAACGUACUCAAUAAUUUUGUGAUCAAAAUAUAAUGUGAUGAAAAAUAUUUUAUGUUUUGAUACCAACAUAGUAUAUUUUUGAUAUCAAAUUUUAAUAUUUAUAAAUGUUUAUAAUAAAGCAUUGUUUUAAAAUUUGUGUUAUUUAGUUAUUUAAAGCAUACAAUUAAAUAUUAAUACAUAGAAUUAUUUUGAUUUCAAGAAAAUCAAUAAAAAUUAGUAUUGUCAUGUUCACUUGUAUUUAUUACAAAUUUGCAUUUUUCAUUUUUUCUAAGUAACUUUUUCUAAUCUUUAAUAACAUUCAUGAUAGUAAAGAUAUUUUUAAAUUUAUUCUGAAUUAGUUAUUUUAUUCAUGUGUUACAUUACUAAAUUCUGCUUCAUUUACAUCAUAAUCUUCCAUUUUGUUUUCUAAAAUCCACCAUUUAUCCAAAAAUCCAAUAUCUACUACUCUUUGAUAAAAUGUUAAAUAUCGUAUUUUUAAGUAAGGACAAACAGCUUUAUAUAAAGAACACAUUUUAUCAUAAUCGUCUAACCAAAUUAAAGAAAUUAUACCCAAAUUCAUCCGUCGUACAAUUCCUUCAUUGUAACAUUGUCCUAACCAUUGUACAUAGUUUUCACACAUUGGAUUACGUACAGCUUUUCCCACUUGCAUUAUUUUCAUGGUAUUUUGUAAUAAAUCUUCUUUGAAGGAACACUCAUCUGGAUUAUGUUUAUGCAGGUACGCACAAGAUGCUAAAAGAGAAAAAUAAAUAGAUGUUCUUACAGGAUGUUCCUUACAAUCCUUUGCAGCACUUAGUGCUGAUUCUUUAUAAUCUAUAUAAAGGUUCUUCCAAUACUUCCCUCAUCGUUGAAUAAAAGUUGUUUUCGUUAUUGUUGACAUUUUAAAAUUUCCUGUGGGUUUCAAGACAUAACUUGUAGCAGAUCAGUCUAGUUUUGUUACUUACGCCUGAAGUUAUCUCUUUAUUAUCUCUCUAGAUUUUAUGUUAGGAAAUUGUACACUUAAAUUUUAAAGAAUCAACAAUUAUUAUUUUAUACAAAGAAAACACUUUAGAAGUUGUACUUAUCAUUUUGUAAUAAUUUCUAACUAAAUUUUACUUAUUACAAAACCAAGUGAAU